CCAUCCCCUCUAUUAAAGGAGUGGAUAGCCUUGGCCAUUUCAUUAUCCGCCUUUUCCUUUUGCCAUUAUCAACAGAAAGUUGAGUUAUUUUACGCAAUACUUUUGAGAUAUAGAUUCAAGGAUAGUCCCCUCUGCCAGAUUUGUGCUUAUCAUAACGGUUUAAACAGAACAGAGCUUCAAUAAAUAGGGAAUUCUUCUCCUCUUUUCUUUGAAUUCUUGAAAGAUAAUUAUUUUAUUUACCAUGCAAAUCAAGAAAUUGGUUUCUCAGACAUCUCGUACAGGAAGACAUUUGCAGCGCUAUAAUCAGGGCUGUCGCCUUGUUGUUGGAUGUAUUCCAUACAGAAUCAGGAAAACUAACACAUCAUCCCAAAAUGAUGAAUUAGAAGUUCUUUUGAUCAGUUCUCAAAAGAAUUCAAGCAUGAUGUUCCCUAAGGGUGGUUGGGAAAUUGAUGAGGAUAUAGAAUUAGCAGCUUCACGCGAAACCCUGGAAGAAGCUGGUGUAAUCGGCUUGCUCGGGGAUAAAUUAGGUGAAUGGAUUUUUAAAAGCAAAAAGCAAGACAAGUUUCAUGAGGGAUCCAUGUUUUCCCUGUUAGUCACCGAGGAAUUGGAUGUUUGGCCAGAGAAAAAUGUCCGUCAACGGAAAUGGAUGACUGUUAAUGAAGCUAGAGAAGUGUGUGCACAUUCGUGGAUGAAGGAAGCUUUAAAUGCAUUUGCUCGUCAAUUCUUGCUUCUGCAGAGUUGCAAGGACGAAUCUGUGGCGUCCUGCAGAGCUGAAGAACAAAGAGCGAGUAUCGAAGAUCAAGUUGUUGAAGAGAAAGUCGAUUGUUACUUAGUUGAUGGCUGGGCUAGUCAUCUAGUCUCGUGUUCUAAUUGAGGAAUGAGAAUGGAUAAGAGGCUCGUGUGAUUACAGUAGUUGAUGGCCGGGAUAUCCAUCUAAGCCCACUGUCCAGUUUCGUGGAUUGCAACUUAUCCUCGUGGGAUUACCAUAGUUGAUGGCCGGGAUAUCCAAGCCCAAGGUCCAAUUUCGAGGAUUGCAACCUGUCGAGCUACCGCAACAGGAAUGGCUUGAAAAUUUUAGUAGAGAAAAUAGAGAAAGAAGGGGGUAGUAGAGAAGAUGUACAGUGUGAUCUCUAGUUUAUUCUUUGAAUGAAUCGAAUAUGUUCUUCGUUGUUGGUUUCAGUGUUGAUUCCAUGCUUGAUUCUUAUUUGUGGAGUACAUUGUAAUUCUAAAGGAACUUACAUAAUGCACACCAAUACUGAAUGAUCAGAAGGUGUUUGUGUUCAACUGAUGCAGAUAAUUUCAAGUUGUGGUGUAACUCGUAAAAUAAUGUAAAUUGUCUUAACCUUUUAAA
Messenger RNA from Olea europaea var. sylvestris, 1351 nucleotides. Its product is annotated as nudix hydrolase 18, mitochondrial-like. Gene Ontology annotation, molecular function: pyrophosphatase activity. The transcript is spliced from 6 exons. Gene Ontology annotation, cellular component: nucleus; cytoplasm. The coding region runs from base 242 to 874 and encodes 210 amino acids. Lineage: Eukaryota; Viridiplantae; Streptophyta; Magnoliopsida; Lamiales; Oleaceae. The record is from RefSeq and is a predicted model, not a curated record.